Acanthaster planci (crown-of-thorns starfish) is the source of this 5268-nucleotide messenger RNA. It is a transcript of the gene tango6, whose product is annotated as transport and golgi organization 6 homolog. Gene Ontology annotation, biological process: protein secretion. The record is from RefSeq and is a predicted model, not a curated record. NCBI's taxonomy places the organism in Eukaryota, Metazoa, Echinodermata, Asteroidea, Valvatida, Acanthasteridae.
CAGCUGAUGUGGGCCAAACAUGCUCAAGCUCUCUCGACCAGAUAUCAUGUAGAGCGCCCCCUCUGGGUUUGCUUGCGUUAUCUUUCAAGAUGGCGGCGCCCAGUGAGUUUUUUGCAGUCAUUGAAAUCUUGGUUUCUCCACCAUCUAAAUCUAUGGAUGUACAACUUUUGCAAGAACAGAGAACCAAGGGACCCAUUGAUGAUGCAGCAAGGUUUGACCUUUCCUUGCGGUCAACUCUUAGGAAACUUCAUCAAGUGGUUGAGAAUGACAAGAGAUGUUGCAACCUAGCCGCAACUUUAGGAGCUGUAUUCAGUGACUGGAAAUGUAGACUAAGGGCGCAGGAGGAUGUACGGUGGUUGUACGUAGAACAUUGUCUCGGUUUGCUCAAAGGCUUGAAACAUGCUGUCUGUGUCCAGAUGAAAAUUUUCCUCGAGGAGCAAACUCAAAAGCGGUGCAAUCCUCAAAAGCUUGGACCAGAUGCAGUCCCUCCACUGUCCCCUGAUACGUUCAGCAUCGGACAGCAAAAGAAUCUAACAACCCUCCUCCAGUUCAUAGUUUGCCUCGGUCUUGUGUCAAAUCUGCAGCGUGGUGUAGGAAUUCCCAUCGAGAAGCGCUCUGGAUUUGGACAGUUGCUGGCUGGGAGACAGUCAGUCCCCAGCAGUGAUAAACUGAAACAUGUUAUGAACAUACUCCUGGAGUGUGUUGAGCAGCCGUCACUAGGAGGGCUGAUCCUGACAAGACAUCUUGGGGACCUCUUGGCAGCUCUACUGCAGAUAUGUUACUCCAGUGUCUCAUCUUCCAGUCAAACCCAGAAUCAACUAAGAAAUGAAGAUCAGAAGGGGAAGGAAGUUACUCCUGGCAUUGAGGUUUCAGAUGAAGUUGCCUUAAAAUGCAGCAGUGUUGAGUCCGGUGAUGUAGACAAGUCCACAGAUAAAAAAUCGCUUGCAAAGUCUGAGAUACCAUUGUAUGACAAUCCUGGUUCAAUUGGCUUCAGGUCCACAGCUGAUUCUGAGCCUGGACGGACACUGGAAGUAGAGAAUAAUAGCUCAGGGGCAAGCUGUCUUGAUGGGAGUAACAUCUCAAGACAGGAAUCACCCACAGAUAACUCUGCAAUUGUAGAAGAUUCAGCCAGAGCAUUCAUCCAAGAUGAAGCUAUGAAUCUGGACAGAGGCCUGAAAUAUCCAGGGACAGAGACACAAACAACUCACCCCGAGGAACUUGAGUUCUUCCAAUCCCAGUUGAAGCGCCUUCUCCAGAAGGCCUUCCAGCCUAUGGUGAUCAGGGAGCUUCUCUUCCUUCAAGGGGGCCCCGGCUCUCAGAGGACUCGAGACUCUCUGAAGGGAAAUGCAAAGAGUGGAUCUAAGGGCAGACAGAAUCCCCUGCCGAGGGCACCAGCGUGGCUUAAGAAGGAAUGUGGGAGGCUAUUGUCGGAGCGUCUGAUGCAACCCAAGGGAAUUCAGUCUGCUCUUCGUGGACUACUUGAUAUCGGAGGAGGGACGACGGAAUCACCUGCUGCUUCCACACCAGACUGGAGGAAGUGUGAUGCUGUGGCACGUGUCAUUACAGACUGCCCACUGCAGGGUAACACGAUGGAGAGAUACUACCAGUUAGUCUGCCCACAGAUUCUCGAGUUGCUGCACUUCCAAGAGCAGGCACUGCUGAAGCAGGUGCUCCGUGUUACUAGCAGCUGCAUCAUUGCCAUGACAACACAGCAUCCUCAGCUGGCUAGCCUCCAUCUGAUUGACCCUUUGGUAGAGCCUCUACAAACUAUGCUGCACGAGAGGGUUGAGUCUGUGCCAGACACCGGUUCAUCCUUGCUAGUGGAGGAGGCCGCUUUGUCUCAAUGCAUUGGGGAUAUCCAUCAUGUGUUUACCAGCUCUCUCGGGUCUGGUUCCUGUCUCCUAGAGACGUUGCAGACUGUCCUGCAUCCAUUAUUUGAGCUUCUUUGCUUUGCAAAACAAGGUGUCUGCAACCUCAGGGGUGCUCUUGAAGACAUUGUUCUGACAUUCUUUCGGUACUCCGACAAGCAAGUGGCCUUGAAGUAUCUUGAGCAUGUGGCUUUCCUAGGUCAUGACGUCUCCCUCAAGAGAAUGCACAUGGGCAUCAAGUUUGCUCCCGGCUCAAACGGAGGUGCAGUAGCCAUGAUCAGACCCAAAAUCAGUACUGACGAGCUUUUUGCUGAAGGUCUGCUGUCCCAGGAACAGAGAGCAGAAACUGUGCUGGAGUUAUUGCAGAAAGUGGAGGGACUAGCCGGAGAUUUCUUCAUAAUUGUCUUGAAGGAAUUAACAUCCAUCACUUCAUCAGAGAUGACUACCCCAAGUCCUCAUCUGUCAGACCCCUCUCGUACCCUCUUGGACAUAGAAGAGGGGCAGAACUCUCAGGUUAUCCGCCUACAGCACUCCCUCCAAGUCCUGGCCGUCUUGUCCAAGCUCUGCCAAGACCUGGGGCCAGGGGUGCUUGAGAACACGGCCCAGAUGCUCGCGUUCGCCCGGGCCACGCUUGACCGCGCAGCCUCAUCCUUGGAUGUCGAGGGCCACACAUUUGACGUCUUUGAAACCGAGACUUUGACGCUGGUCUUUGGAUUGGUCUCUGCCAUACUCAGUGGAGAUCUAGAGAAAAAGGUCACAUCAGAACACAGGCAAGCCCUGAUGGACCUCCUUCCAUCACUGGAGAGAAUAUCUAAUGAACACCCCGUGGAGCCACUCCAGAGAACAGCAACUGACCUGCGCAUUGCCAUAGCAACCCACGGUGCGGUGUGGGCAGAGUCCAUGAAGGAGGCCACUGAGAAACUGAGAUCAUCAAGGACAUUUGAGGAGACUGCAACCAAUAUGUUAAAAGAGAGGAGUAAAACGGCAGAUGAAAGGCGCGAGGCGUCAUGUGGGAGAAGCAUGCAGAAUCAGCCAGAAGAUGCUGAUGUUGUUGCCAAGGCAACUGUAGAUGUUGAUGCCUACAAAGUUGCUGGUGCAUCUCAACCUGUGGACCAGCCAACACCACAUGACCCUCAAUCCUCCAAAGCAGCAACCCAACAAACCUCGUCCAACGUUCAGGGAGACGAUGACACACCCCUCAGCAAGGACUUUGACGAAGCAUUCCAAGAUCUCUUUGAUCCCCUCUUGCCCACCAGGGGCCAUGCCCUGAGAGCUCUUGGCAAACUCUUGUUGGCCGGAGACCCCAAGGCCAUACAGAAACAGGAGAUGCUGGUGGGAAUCUUUGAGGAAAAUCUCAGCCAUGAGGAUUCUUACAUCUAUCUGUCUGCCAUUCAGGCUUUGUCGUGCGUUGCCGACGUGUUCCCAGACAGGGUCAUCCCUCAUCUCUGCCAGGAGUUUGUGGCUUGUCAGCAGGAAGAUGGAAUAAAGAAGAGGCCCAGGAGGACAGUAGAAACUAGGGUGAAGCUCGGCGAGACAUUGGUGAGAGCCACAAGGAGACUUGGUGAACUGGUUCCCCGCUAUGGCAAAGUUCUUCUGGGUGCAUUUCUACAUGGUGCACAGGACACCGAUGCUGUUAUGAGAGCCAGCAGCUUGUCCAAUCUGGCCGAUGUUUGCAGACUUCUUAAGUUCGCCUUGGGUCCAAAUCUUCAUGAGGUUUUGAAUUGCUUGAUGAAAAUUCUGAGAAGCGACCCUGAGGUACAGGCCAGACGGGCAUGCAUCCUUGUCCUCACCCUCAUUCUCAGGGGUCUUGGGAAAGAUGCAGUCAAGGCUCUUGAGGACGUCAUGAGGGACAUUUACCGCAGCUUGAAGCUGACAUUGAGCGUAGAGAAAGAUGACGUCAUCCGUCUGCACUGUCAGCUAGCCCUGGAGGAGAUUGAUGUCAUUAUGAGGGAAUACCUCUUCCCAAAACAAACGCUCGUUAAGAAGAUCACUGUACUGCCUUGAUGAUGCAACACUGACAAAAGACACAGAUCUCAACUGUUCCAAUCAGUAUCCAAAAAUUUACAGCAUUUGUCUGAAAACCAACCCCUCCGGUAAAAUAAUUGCAAAAUUUCUUUUUUUUUAAUCUGGAACAAAUGGCACAUUACCACUGAUAGAGUGUUUUAUUUAUAUAGGGAUCAAUAAAUUUACUCCACCCUUUUUUAUUCAUAUUUAGGCUCAUCUUGAAAUUUAUGGACAUGCAUAACACUUGGAACAUAAGACACUGAAACUGGUUGUUUCUUUUGUUUGCCGAUUCAUUGGGGUAGCUGGAUACUGCAUGACACUGGAGGGCGCUGUUCAUGGUACAGAUGUUUUAUGUAUAGACCGAUUUGGUGACCAUAAUCAAGAGCCGUUACUGCGAUGUCCCCACGCAAGUGAACAAAGGAGAUGCACAUUGAAUGCUUUCUCAUCAGCCAAUGGGAGUGCACUGCUAAGCAAAAUGGCACACUCAUUUCUCUAUUUAUCUCACAUAAAUAAUUUUACUUCGCUGUUCACUCUUUUUAUAACAAUUCGUACAGAAACAAAAUACGAAUCAGUAAAUUAGCAAAUAAACAUUGAUCAAUCAUUAUUUUUAUAGAGAUCUCUACCUGUUAACCAAGCGUUUCCUUUCAUGGAAUAUUUUGCAUAAACUAGUCACAAAGAAAAAAACUUAGAAGAUUUCAUGUCUAGCAAAUAACAUUGCACGAAUCUCACAAAUGCUUGCCGAUUCACAAAAUUGAAUGCCAAAACACAUACCGCGGGAAUGUCAGUGCAAAUUUGAAUUUUUUUUUCGUGUUUUCCCAAAUUGAUAGCUGACUUCACUUUUUGAAUAACAAGAUUGUGCAAUUGUAUGCUCUUAAAAUGAAAUUGAAUGAUCAAUUUUGCUCUUUGCAUGGUGAUCUAGAUUGUCAAAUCUAGUUUGUGCUAACUGGACUGAAACUGUCGCUAAUUCGUGUGCAAAGAUGAUGAAUUCGGCCGGGACAACCUAUAUAUGAUAAAUAAAUUUAUUGAUUUCUUUAUUAAGCCCCCCCCCCAAGUGCUUGAUACGCCACUGCUGCUGACAGAUCCUGGACUUGUCACUCAAAGCAAGAGAUAAUUAGUGAUAGAAUGAAUAUCUGGAAAUCUAACCUCUUUAGAAAAUACACUCCUCAAAAAAAGUUCAGGACCACUUUUUAUUUUGUGUAUACUUUUUACAUAUGAGAUAUUUUCCUGCUGAAAAUUUGAAUUUGAUUUUUGAAACAUUUAAAAAAAUUUUUAUACCAAUGAGAACACCAUCUAGACAAACAAAAAAUAUAAAAAAUUUUUUGAGUAGUAGAUAUGUGCCUAUUUUGUGUGUUCAUUUGACGUACAUUAAAAUUUUCCUCACCUGGAAAGAAUCCAA